Messenger RNA from Prunus dulcis (almond), 614 nucleotides. Its product is annotated as histidine-containing phosphotransfer protein 4-like. The transcript is spliced from 6 exons. Bases 69 to 521 code for a protein of 150 amino acids. Gene Ontology annotation, cellular component: cytoplasm; nucleus. Lineage: Eukaryota; Viridiplantae; Streptophyta; Magnoliopsida; Rosales; Rosaceae. The record is from RefSeq and is a predicted model, not a curated record. Gene Ontology annotation, biological process: cytokinin-activated signaling pathway; phosphorelay signal transduction system; phosphorylation. Gene Ontology annotation, molecular function: protein histidine kinase binding; histidine phosphotransfer kinase activity.
CUCUCUCUCUCUCUCUCUCCAAAAUAUAUCUUCUUUAUUAUCCUUUGCUUUUCUACCCUUCUCAUAAAAUGGACAAAAACCAGUCGCGUAGGCAGGUUCGUCUCAUGAGGCAGUCCCUCUUUGAUCAGGGAUUUCUGGACGAACAGUUUAUUCAGUUGGAGGAGUUGCAAGAUGACUCUAAUCCAAAUUUUGUGGAGGAAAUUGCUACGUCGUACUACCGAGAUUCAUAUAGAUCACUCCAAGCCAUAGAGCUGGCACUAGAGAAGACCCCUCGUGAUUUUAGUAAGUUGGACAGCUACAUGCAUCAGUUCAAGGGAAGUAGCUCAAGCAUCGGAGCCAAAAAAGUAAAAGCUGAGUGCCAACAGUUUAGGGAAUAUUGUGAUGCAGGAAAUGGAGAAGGAUGCAUGAGGACUUUCCAAGCAUUGAAGAAAGAGCAUGCAACACUAAAGAAGAGGCUUGAGGCUUAUUUUCAGAUGGCAAGGCAAGCUGGGCCUAUUGAGGCAGCAUGUCGCCCCAAGUGAAGAGAAAAUUAUUAACAGCCAGAGAGAGGCAGAGGCUACAAUUAAUAUGAGUGGUUGGUGGAUUUUGUACUAUGUAUGUGUACCAACCUCCGU